GGCGCGGGCGCCCCGGUGUACCUGGCGGCCGUGCUGGAGUACCUGACGGCCGAGAUCCUGGAGCUGGCGGGCAACGCGGCCCGCGACAACAAGAAGACGCGCAUCAUCCCCCGCCACCUGCAGCUGGCCAUCCGCAACGACGAGGAGCUCAACAAGCUGCUGGGCAAGGUGACGAUCGCGCAGGGCGGGGUGCUGCCCAACAUCCAGGCCGUGCUGCUGCCCAAGAAGACCGACAGCCACAAGGCGAAAGCCAAGUGA
Charadrius vociferus (killdeer) is the source of this 258-nucleotide messenger RNA. RefSeq names its product histone H2A-IV-like. Gene Ontology annotation, cellular component: nucleosome. The record is from RefSeq and is a predicted model, not a curated record. NCBI's taxonomy places the organism in Eukaryota, Metazoa, Chordata, Aves, Charadriiformes, Charadriidae. Gene Ontology annotation, molecular function: DNA binding; protein heterodimerization activity; structural constituent of chromatin. The annotation marks the transcript as partial. The transcript has a single exon.